GCCGCCUAAUGCUGCUGGUGUUGUACGGACGGUCGAGAAAAGUUGUGUGUGGCGUCUGGGAAAUAGUGAAAAUUUCGCGGUAAAAGUGCUUCCCUUGCUACCGAAACCGAGUGCAAAGUGUGGCCCAGAAUACGGCCGAACAGUGAGCGAUGGAGUAGACACGGUUUCGGGCCGACCCAGCGCUGUGAAAUUGGAAUAAUUUGUCAAGAUCUUGACCUUGAGUGUACAUUGAUCUUUCGCGGAUCUCAGUGUGCGCGGUGGCGUUGUUCAGAGGAAAUAGUGUGCGAGAGCGCUAGCAGGCAGGGUGCACGGCGGGGUUUUCUUCAUUUGCUUCUUGCACUUUCCGCUUCAUUUUACCCGGUGCGCCCGAGAGACGACUGCGCCGUCGCCUCACCAUCACCCCCGCCCGUGCCGAUUCUUUUGUGUAGCGCGUUUCGUUCACGGCGUAGUUAAAAAGCAUCGUUUCGAUGGACAGUAGGCGCUUGUUGUAAUCUGCGGCGUGUGUGUGUGUGUAUGUUAACGGCAGUGCGUUUUGUGUGUGUGCUGCUGAACUGGCUACGGAUGACGGCGACGGACGAUACGAUGACCGUGUUUCGCAGCUGCUAAAUUGCGCGCCCGUUUGUCGUCUACCAUUUUUUUCUGCGGGUGUUCAUCAUCGCAUCAUCAUCAUGAAUCCCUCUGCUACCCUCCCGCCGCGCGUGCGGUGCUGCGCACCAUCGAGACAGGUUUUGAAAAGUGUCAUUAAGUUGCUCCGGCGACGGUGAGGCAAAAAGACGACGACGACCGCACUAGACGGAAAAAGAAGGUGUAAUUUAUUGAUGUGUGCGUGUGUGCGUGCGGUUUGUCGUUGACUCUGUACCCGGUGGUGAGUGUCCCCGUGUUGCUCGUUAAUUCGCCUUCCCACCUUCAAAAGUAUGGCAACAAGAGAUAAUCUCAAAGGAGUAGUGUACAUGGCGUGACAUGGCAAUGUGUGCGUAAAGACAUGUGAGGGAGGGUGUAUGUAUGUGUGUGUGUCUGUGCGGUCAUUUGAUGCGGAAGUUAAGAACUGAGCGGAAAUGAUGAAAAUCCUUGAUCGCUAAUGAGAAGACAAUGUAUAAACGAUUUUGCUCAAGAUCCUCUAUCCGACAAUCCAGCCCAUCUGAGGCUACAUUUGCAAAAGGAUGACCACAGUAAAUGCCUAUGCACGGUGAUGCAACUUGCUAUUAUAGAAACAUAUUUUAAACAGUAUUAUUUUGCUAGAAACUGAAACACAGCUGACAGCGUUUAGCACAUCCGUUGUUUUUACAUUCCAUCAAUCAAAGGCAGAACGUUCGAACAAAGUCUUAGCAUGUCUAAACUUCCGACCUCCGUACGGGCUAGUUUGUUAUGAGCAAAAAUGUGGAGUGAAAACUACUAUGAUCUAUGCGCUAACGAGGAAUUCGGUUUCAGGCUUAGUCCAGAUACUAUGCAGCAAGGGUCAGGAUCGUCAACGCCUUCAGCGGCACCGGCAAGUGUUGUGCCCCCUGCGCCGGCAACAGUCGACAGCAUGGACGAACCACCGCCAAGGAACGAGCCCGUGGUGGAGCCGGUGAACGGUAUCGUGCAGCCGCCAGUAAUGCCACCGCCGGAGCGCCCGGGCCGGUUAACGAAUCAGCUUCAUUUUCUGCUCCGGACCGUCAUGAAGGCGGUGUGGAAGCAUCAGUUCAGCUGGCCCUUCCAGCAGCCGGUCGACGCGAAGAAGCUUAAUCUGCCCGACUACCACAAGAUCAUCAAGCAGCCGAUGGACUUGGGCACGAUCAAGAAGCGGUUGGAAAACAACUACUACUGGACGAGCAAAGAAUGCAUACAGGACUUCAACACCAUGUUUACCAACUGCUACGUCUACAACAAACCGGGCGAGGACGUGGUCGUGAUGGCCCAAACGCUGGAGAAGCUCUUCCUGACGAAGGUCUCCCUAAUGCCGAAGGACGAAACGGAGAUGGAGGUGCAGCAGCCGAAGGGUGGCAAGAAGAAGCCCCGCUCGCUGGCCCCGCCCGGGACGCUGGUCGGUAACACGUCGGUAACGGGCGCGGCCGCAGCGGCCGGUGUCGCCCCGAAUGCGGCCAUCGUAGCUGGCGCGAAUGCAGUGGCGGUGGCGGCGGCAGCGGCUGCAGCCGCACGGGCCCGGCCCGGAUCGGCCCUUGGGGCGGCGGUUUCGUCCAGCGUGCCGCCGCUGAGCGCUGUUCCCCCGGGGAUGGGUGCCGCCUCGACGGUGGUCGCACCGAGUGUGCCCCCGAUCGGUACCAUGCCGCCCCAGACUGUGCCUGGUAGCACAAACACCACCACGACGGCAGGACCUAACGCGGCCGUUGCGGCACUGACGGCGGCAGCCGCUGCUGUGGCGGCCGUAAACACACCGCACAAUGCCAUGGGCAACCCAAUCGGUGCGCCGGUAGUCAGCAAACCGAGCGCACCCACCAACCCGCCGUACAUGGUGAACAGCUCGCAGCCCGGAAUGGACACGGUGUUGCCGCCCCAGCAGCCGGCGAAGGUUAAAAAGGGUGUGAAGAGAAAGGCAGAUACCACGACCCCGACAGCAACCGUGUUCGAUCCGCACUAUGGCACGCCGAUGGAUUCGAACGCUGCCAAGAUCGCCACUCGAAGGGAAUCGGGCCGUCAGGACAUAGCACCCUAUCAAACCUCAGCCUAUCCGAUGUCACCGAUGGCACACCAGGGUUCGAGCUCGUCGCAGUAUCCGCCGAAGAACAAGGAGAAGCUGUCCGACGCGCUCAAGUCGUGCAAUGAAAUCUUGAAGGAGCUGUUCUCCAAGAAGCAUUCGGGUUACGCCUGGCCAUUCUACAAACCGGUGGACGCGGAGCUGCUCGGUUUGCACGACUACCACGACAUAAUCAAAAAACCGAUGGACCUCGGCACGGUGAAGCGAAAAAUGGACAACCGGGAGUACAAGUCGGCGCCGGAGUUUGCCGCGGACGUUCGGUUAAUAUUCACCAAUUGCUACAAGUACAACCCGCCAGAUCAUGAUGUGGUCGCGAUGGGCCGGAAGCUGCAGGACGUGUUCGAGAUGCGGCUUGCCAACAUACCGGACGAACCGGUAAACAACGUUGCCCCGCACCAUCAGUGCAAGGAGAGCGAACCGUCGUCCUCGAGCGACACGAACGACAGCGACGAAGAGAGCGAGUCGGACGAAGAGUGUGCACAGAAGUUGAAGCUGCUCGAGAAGCAACUGUUCGAGAUGCAGGAGCGCAUGCGGAAGCUCACCGAGGAGGCACUGCUGAAGAAGAAGCAGAAGAAGAAGUCAAAGGACAAAAAGAAAUCUUCUGUUGCCGGACCGGGCGGUGCGGCCGGCGGUGGUGCGAGUGAUAUUAAGGGGAUGAUGGAUCCCCACGCCGGGCUCAGUAUGCCGCACGGUCCCGGCAAGGCGAUGCAUCAAAUGGCGGGCGUAAUGGGUCAACCGCCGAUGGGCGGUGCAGGGGCGGCCCCGGUAAUGCCAGCAGCCGCCACCAAGGCGAAGGCGAAGGGCCAGCGAGCACCGAAAGCGGGCGGUGUGGCUGGGGGCGCUGCAUCCAAUGCACCGGCAAAGCGCGCUAAGAACGCAGGCGCUGCUGGUGGCACCAGUGCGCCUCGGGCCCCGAACAAGAAGAAGGCGUCCCAGAACGUUUCGAACUUUGAUUCGGAAGAGGAAGACACGGCCAAACCGAUGUCGUACGAUGAGAAGAGGCAGUUGUCGCUGGACAUCAACAAACUACCGGGCGAUAAGCUGGGCAGAGUUGUACAUAUAAUUCAAAGCCGGGAGCCAUCAUUACGCGAUUCCAAUCCGGACGAGAUCGAGAUCGAUUUCGAAACGCUGAAGCCAUCAACGCUACGAGAGCUGGAAAGCUACGUAGCUUCCUGUCUCCGCAAGAAAACUCACAAAAAAGUGUCUGGUAAAUCCAAGGAGGAACAGAUGACGGAGAAAAAGCAAGAGCUGGAAAAACGGCUCCAGGAUGUGACGGGUCAACUAGGCACUGGGAAGAAGAACGCGAAGAAGGACGAAGCCAACAAACAGGAUGUUGCUCCCUCCGGAGGCAACAUGUCCUCCAGCAGUAGCUCCAGUGAUUCCUCGUCGUCGAGUUCAAGCGAUUCCAGUUCUAGUGAUUCCAGCGACAGUGAAGCAGAAGCUGGAGGGCGACCACCUCGCAAGAAGAAGAAGGAUUCCUCCUCCCCCAUGGGAUCUGGAGGCAACAAUUCGGCUAAUACGUCCUCUGCUCCAGCCACCGCAUCAACACUAUCGGCAACGGCAGCGGUAUCGCAGUUGCUACCGAGUGCUAGCGCCAAUAACACAAACACCACCUCCAACACCACUACUACUACCACGAACAACAACUCCAAUACCAUCACACCUCUCCCGAACGCCGCCGCUCAGCAGCCACAGCAGCAGCAGCAGCAGCAGCAACAUCCUCCGGCUAACGGCAGCAGUGCCCUAAACCCGACCGCAGUCGCUGGCCCGCCACAACACUCCCAAGUGCACCUCGCUGCACAUCAGCAGCAGCAGCAGCAUCGGCAAACGCCAGCAAACCAGCUACAGCAGUCACUCAUACCGCCACCACCACACUCAUCUCAGUCCACAUCCACGCUGGUCUCAUCAACCUCCUCCUCUAUUACCACCUCCUCCUCCACCUCCUCAUCAGGUGCCGGAGGGGCCACAUCGAGCAUGGGCGUUGCAGCUACCACCGGCAGUCACAACGGUAAUAAUCCACCAGCAGCUACAACAAGCAUUGCUGCUGCCGUUUCAUCUGGGUACGGUGGCAUGAUGGGUCUUUCCCAAACGCCGGCCACAACAGUGGUUGACUCUGUGCCAGCGCUUCUGCAGAUUCCUUCACUAGCGCAGCAGCAGACGAUGGCCGCCGGUUCGCACACGCUAGCGAACGCGCUAAUGAUGUCAGCAAGCGGUACGGCAAACAGUAACAGCAAUGGCAUGGGCGGCGGCGUCAGUGGAACUAAUAGUAACAGCGGCAAUCCCAACCCGAUCGGUAGUAGUAACAGCAACCAACUCUCUUUACCACCUCCCAUACCAUCACCAAACACCACCACCACUACUACCAGCACGAUGCUACCUGUGAAUAAUAAUGCUUUGACCACCACCACCACCACCAGUACUAGUAAUAAUCUGGGCAAUAGUGCUAUCUUGAAUAACUCCAUCACUGUUACGCAGCACCAGCAGCAAAAUGCGGCACUCGGCGCGAACGGCAUCGCUCCCCCGGUGGUGCCGGUUACGGCUCACGCCCCAACGUCCGGCAUUACCACCAGCAGCAGCAACGUUAUCAACACGAACGGUAGCGAUGGUGCACUGAAUGCCAGCAACGGUCUGAUCAAUAGUAUGCUGGGACUACCGCCAACGUCCCAGCUUGCUACGAGUCUGGCCGCGAUGACGAACCUGGCCAGUAUGGCUGGCGGUCUGCCACAGCCCCCCUUGCAGAUGCAGACGCAAAGUCAGCAGGUGAGCAAACAGCAGCAACAGCAGCAGCUGGUACAUGGAGGUGCCACCCAGUCCCAACAGCAGCCACAGCAGCAGCUGCAGCACGCACAGCAGCAGCAGCAGCAGCAGCAACAGCUUAAUCAACAGUUCCGUCUCGGGGGUGCUGCCGGCAACAACGGGCAUGGUGGGCUUGGCGGAGGCUUCAUUGAUCCUCUCGAGCACACGCUCAACUCGUUCGAGCAGUCGAUCAAGGCGGAACCGCUAGGGCUGAACCUGCUAAACGACAUGCCCGCCGCGCUAAAGCAAGACCUCACGACGAGCAUGCUGUCCGCCAACAUGGAUCUGUGUAUGGCGCACCUGCAGAACCAGCUGCACUCCGGCAACAACGGUUUCGCGAGCGAGUUCAAUGGCAACGGGCCGCUGAACGGUGGGGCCAGCGCUGGCAUGGGUCUCGGUGCGGGCAUGAACCAGAUGGUCAUGAACAGUAUGGCAUCGUCGGCUGCUGCUGCCGCCGCCGCCGCCGCCAACAGUGCGCUGAUGGGUGGUGGCAUGCCAUCGAUAUUCGAUCCACUGCAGAGCUUUAUGCGUUCGGGGGCGGGAGUGGCGGCCGCCGCUGCUGCCGCCGGAGGAUACCACCAGUCGAAUGCGGUCGGUGCGGGAGGUGCCCCGGCGGGCAUGGCAGGGCUGAUGACGGGUGCAAGUAACAGUAGCAACGGUGCCGGGCUGGGCAGCGGCGCCAGUGCUGGCAACGUCGGCGCAAUGCACGAUCGUUCGAUCGAUCUGACGCAGGCGGGCAGCAACAACAGUAACAGCAGCGGCGGCUCCCUGGGCGGAGCAGUACCGCCUGGGAUGAUGCCAACCGGCAACGGUGGCGGUAACAUGAUGGCCAUCAAGAAGGAGGAACCGGGGGUAGGCGGUGGCAAGUUUAUGCUGACGCCGAAACCGAUCGAAGACUUGCUGAUCAACCCGAACGAGAAGAAGAUGGGCAGUACGCCACCGCCGGCCGACGUGAAGGGCGGGAACGUGGCGAACGCGUUCAACAAGGGCCAGGAUCCGAAGAGCGCUUGGUCGUCGCUGGCCGCCGCGGUGUCGCCCCAGAAUACGCCCACGUCUAACAAGCCGAAACCGUCGAUGGACUCGUUCCAGGCGUUCCGCAACAAAGCGAAGGAGAAGUUUGAUCGAAUGCAGCAGCAGGAGCUGAAACGAUCGCAGAAGGAGCAGGCGGAGAAGGAGCUGAAGCGCCAGCAGGAGCAGCAAAAGAUAAAGCAGGAAGAGAUCAACAAUGGACGAAAAUUACCUAUCGAACCCGUCCAGCCAAGAGUAGUGGAAGAGAUUAAAACAUCGCCACAGGGUAGUCCAUCCCCGGGAGGAACGCCUACCACGCCGCAUGCGCUAGAUCGUUCCGCCGCCAAGCGGGCAGAACUGCGGCGCCUCGAACAGGAACGUCGAAGAAGAGAAGCGAUGGCCGGUCAGAUCGAUAUGAACAUGCAAAGUGAUUUGAUGGCCGCCUUCGAAGAGUCACUGUAAAGCGCGUAAAAAACCCCGUAAUAAAGAUGCAGAUACCCUUCCAUUCGAUGGGGGGAACGUAACAAUAGGCAUGGAACAAUCGACACGGUGUUCCCCACCACCAUCAUACAUCCGCUUUCGAAGAACAAUCGAACAAUCGUUUUGACGAGACGUGUUGCACAUAUUCGGCAAUGAAUGCGGUCGUCUAGUUACAGCUCCGUUACACAUCCGCAGUGUUGUUGUGCGUGUACGAACCGUCACCCUAUUCCCUGUACACACAGAAACCUACAGCAUCCAUUGAGCAUCCUCCAGGUGCAGCAGAGAACAGUAAUCUUCGAUACCGAUAGCGUUUGUUACCAAAAAUACACACAAAAAAAAAAAAACACAAAAUAAAAAAGGGAUUAUCCACACAACGCCACCGCGCGUAAAACCACCGAAAUCGUAGGGAUGAUGCUAGAUGAAGAUAACUGAAUCCUGCUGUUGUGUGUGUGCCUGGCCAAAUGGGUAGUAGUAAUGAUUUGGUGAGUACGAACUAUACACCCUAUUCUGCUACUUAAACAAACCCUCAUUUCAUCGUAAGAGAAAGGGCGAUCACUCCCAUGUUAUCAGACUAUCACUAGAGGGGCAAAUCUACACUAAUCAGAAAGUGUUAUACGCAUCCUAUACUCAAACGAUCAUGCAAUGUAUAGUUUAGCCCUACACACACACAUUCACACACAGCGGUAAGCGUAGUUCGAAGUCUGUAACAAUGAUGAUGUGGAUUGGUUUGGUGUGGUACAUUGUCGCAUUAGGGGUAUAGUUUUAUUAUGUUCGAUUAGCUACAGUGAAGUCGUUACUUCGUAGCGUUUAGCCGGUUCAAAGGAAUGGUGGACGUCGGUGCAAACGUCUUUACGCGUUAGUGGUGUAGUAGAUGGAAUAACUCAGAACAUAGCCCAUCGCCCUCUCCUGUGCUAAACGGCACCACUAGAAAUCUUGUGUAUAGAAACAAUCAAACGAUCCCUUGUCGCAACUGACACCCCAGCAUGAUGGGAUAUUGGAAUGAGUAGUUAAGAAAGGAGGAGACACAUACACACCAUUACUAUAAAGCAGACGAAGUGUGAAUGUUAGCAGGAAAUUAAAAAAAAUACUAUAAAUAGUAGAACGUAUCUAGACAUAUAGCUGUAGUAGAAAGUAAAGAAAAAAGGAAAAGAAAAACAAAGCAAAAAUGUGUUUAGCAUAGCAGAAGACGAUAAACGAAACAAUAUAUUAUGUUUACAAUUUCUGGGUAGUUAGUAGUGGCGGAAGGAGGGAGAGACGCAUCGUGAAUGUAACGUGCACUAGUGUUUAGGGAAUACUUUAUCAGUUGUGAUAUAUAAAUUAAAAACGAAGAAAAAAAAACUAACAUAAACAGCCAGAAAACAGUUGCGGCUGGGCGUCGUCGUCGUCGUCCCUGUGUGGACGGUCGUCCAAAAUAAUACUAAUAAUAAUAAUAAUAAUAAUAAUUAAAAUAAUAAUUAUAUUAAUAAUUAUAUUAAUAAUUAUAAUAAUAAUGAUAGUAAUGUGUAAUUAAGAUAGUACGAAACCGACAGGAUGUGUACACGGAAGCGCGGACAACUAAGCAAAAAGGAGAACACAGGUGCACCACACGGUUUAUUAGUAUGGCUGUACUUUUCGUCCUGAGUCAUGGGGAAAAGUACCAAGUGUAGAUAUCAUUUUAUCCGACAGAAAGCUGCUGUAAGAAAGAAGGUUGAACGGAACCAGGAAUCAACCUGGGUGGUGUAGCGUUUUGUUACGUUUACAGUAAAUGAAGACAGAAAACGACAAAGGAGCGGGAAAGCACACACACACACACACACACACACACACACACACACACACACACACACACACACACACACACACACACACACACACACACACACACACACUCACUCACACAUUUUCGCAAUAAAAGGAAGGCAACGGCUUAUGGCUUACCUUUUGCCUCUCUCCGUACACAGGAUCUGGCACUGAUCCACUCACACACACACACACACACCAUCUGCGUUUGAUUUGAUCGUGUCGCCGGCGAUGACGUGCCGCGAUCAUGCAGUGUAAUAUAUUUAUGUAAAGUAAUGUUAAUGUACUCGCUAUUUUCCUCGUCCGGUCGUCGUUGUCGUUUGUGUGCAUGGAGAUGAUGGUGGAACUGAUGCAUUCUGGUUCUCCCGGAUGCUGGGGAGAGGAUUGAAUGUGUGUGAUGUUCGGCGCGACUAUGUAAAUGUAAGCCAAAAACUACUACGGAAGGACGAAAUGUGGUAUAAUAGAGGAAAAAGAUUAAAAAAACUAUCAUCGGAACCAGAUUGUUGUUUCUCGUGUGUUUUCUCUGUCAUUUGCCUAACACAUUGUCGUCAUUCGUAUUCGUACACAAGUUCAUGUAAAUUUUCUCUCGAACUUUUCGUAUUAAAAAACCAACAGCUGCAACUGUUGUGUGUGUGCGCGUGUUAGAGAAAUCGAGCGGGAUGAAAGGCAAAUAAAUGGAAAAAAGUGAAUCGAGUAGUAAAUCGUUGUUCAUGUAUGGCGCUACGUUUUGAGUGCGGAAAUGCGCGCCAUACAUGAAUGCAAAGAUGCAAAAAUACUGAAUGGAUUUUGAUGUAAUAAAAGAAUGACGAAAUAAUGAUGAUAAAUUGCGGGAUGUAAAAGAGGAUUUUCCCCUCCUCCCCCCCACUGGGCAGCAAUAUUUGGUCAAUUUAAGGAGAAACGAGGAAACUUGGAUGAAGGAAUGUAGGUAGUGUGUGUGUGCGUAUGCCCGUGCGUGUGAGGUGUGCGCCAAAUCGAUGAGCACACUUCGUGAAGGAAAGGAUAAAAAUAUAGAAAAAAAAAAACAAAUGAAAUUGUAAUAAACGUUUCUUUUACACUUUUUUUUGUUCU
Messenger RNA from Anopheles coluzzii, 9826 nucleotides. Its product is annotated as homeotic protein female sterile-like. NCBI's taxonomy places the organism in Eukaryota, Metazoa, Arthropoda, Insecta, Diptera, Culicidae. The coding region runs from base 1376 to 6961 and encodes 1861 amino acids. The record is from RefSeq and is a predicted model, not a curated record. The transcript has 10 exons. Gene Ontology annotation, cellular component: nucleus; chromatin. Gene Ontology annotation, biological process: regulation of DNA-templated transcription; chromatin remodeling.